Messenger RNA from Rotaria sp. Silwood2, 849 nucleotides. The record is from the annotation of a GenBank genome assembly. NCBI's taxonomy places the organism in Eukaryota, Metazoa, Rotifera, Eurotatoria, Philodinida, Philodinidae.
AUGUAUGCUCUUAUCUUAGUUGCUGAUUCUUCCACAAAUGCAAUAUCUCGAAAAAAUAAAUCCAACGACAUUGAUCAUUAUCAAGCAACGAAAACUUGUCAAAAUAUGAAGUCAAUUAUUUCAUCAAAAACAAUCACACCUGAUUUUUCUGACAUGGAAAGAAAUAACAUUUAUGCUGGAACACCAAAAAUGAAACCAACAACACUUAAAAAUGAAACAGAUCAUUAUACGACAAUGCGUCAACAACGACGACCACCUGUACCACUUCGUACAGAUUCAAUACGUAGUAUUGGUAGUACAACAACUUCAUCAUUUUCAUCACAAUCAACAACACCAUCAAAUUCCUUUCGUCAUGAAUCAACAGCAAUUAUGAGUCGUUCAGCUGAUGCAACAUCAUCAUAUGAAUUAAUAUCACCAAUAAAAAAUGAAAUAAAUCAGAUGAAAUCAAAAUCAACUCACGAUAUUGAAACCUCGAUUUUAAAUAAUCAUAAUAAAUGUUUAAAUAUGAUUACAAAUGGAAACUUCGUACCAUUACAAUCAGUUAAAGAAGAUGAGUGUCUUGAAAUAGAUGAUAAUAAUAAUGAAACAUAUUCAAAGAAUGAUAAUGGACAGCAACAUAUGCUUAGUGAUAUACUCAAAAAAAGAUUUUCACCGUCAACAGCUUCAGCACCAAUGAUGUCAAGAAAUAAUUCGUUACAUCAACGUUCAUCAUCAACGGAUCCAAAUGAAGACGAAUUAUCAGCAGGAUAUACCAAUAUUUUCAAUCGUAAUCAUCGUAUUCGUUCAAGUCUUCCAUUUAUAGUUAAACCUGCCGUAAAUACAUCGAAAUUAAAUUCACUUGGUGAUUAA